Molecule: messenger RNA, 2387 nt
Organism: Stegastes partitus (bicolor damselfish)
Lineage: Eukaryota; Metazoa; Chordata; Actinopteri; Pomacentridae
Product: 14-3-3 protein beta/alpha-A-like
Exons: 6
Coding region: 106-879 (257 amino acids)
Source: RefSeq, a predicted model, not a curated record
GCCGUGUCUUUGAUUGGAGGGAAACCCCGUGGAUGAGCGGGAGAGAUCGUCAGCUGUGCGGCCGGGAAGCAGGAACAACACCGACUAACGACACUCGCAGGAGCCAUGGACAAGGAAUAUGCCAUACAGAAGGCCAAGCUGGCCGAGCAGGCCGAGCGUUAUGAUGACAUGGCCGAAGCCAUGAAGGACGUCACACAAAAGACCAAAGAGGACGAGGCGGAGCUCAGCAACGAGGAGCGCAACCUGCUCUCUGUGGCCUACAAGAAUGUAGUGGGGUCUAAGAGGUCCUCCUGGAGGAUGAUUUCCAGCAUGGAGAACAAGUGUGAAGACAGCGGGAAGGCCAAAUGUUUCACGGAGUACAGAAAUAAAAUCGAGUGCGAGCUCAACGACGUCUGCAAGGAAGUACUGGACCUGCUCGACAAUUGUCUACUCCCCAACGCAAAGUGUUGUGAGAGCAAAGUCUUCUACCUGAAGAUGAAGGGAGACUACUUCCGCUACAAAGCCGAGGUGGCCAGUGGGCAAUGCAAGGAGGAUGCCAUUGCGGAGUCACAAAAGGCCUACAAAGACGCCUUCGAUAUAAGCAAGGAAGAAAUGAAGUCUACACACCCCAUCCGCCUAGGCCUCGCUCUGAACUUUUCUGUCUUCUACUACGAGAUUGUGAACUCACCUGAUCAGGCCUGCAAGCUGGCCAAGGAGGCCUUUGACGAUGCCAUCGCUGAGCUCGACCAGCUCGACUGCGACUCUUACAAAGACAGCACCUUGAUCAUGCAACUGCUCCGUGACAAUCUGACACUGUGGACGUCAGACAACCAGACCGAGCCCGAGGGUCAAUGUGAUGGUGCAGGAGACGCAACGGAGCAGACAGCUGAGAAGAACUGAACUUCAGAAAAGGAAAAAAAAACAAACAAAAACCACACACACACACACAUUUUUUACCUCUCACCAGCCUAAGUUGUGUGCGUGGUUGUGUGUGCACAUACAUGCACAGAUAUGUAUGUUCACACCACACUCGCAGUGUAAAGUACAGUAUGUGUGUGCAGAUGCAUUGAAGCGUGUAUGUUAAUUGUUUGAGCACCCCCCCUCCCCUCCCCACACACACACACACACACACAGAAAAGAAUGGGAUCAAGUUUUUCUUUUGAACAUUACUCAUUGUGUGAACCAGUGAAUGUUCAUAUUUCUGUUUUGUUUUUUAGUUUUUUUUUUUUUUUUGUCUGUCCUACUUCAGAUGAAAUCCCUCCUUUAGAUCCAAAUCAGCCCCGUGGUCUUUAACCUUAUUCACUGUAGCAAACCGCUGCUGUCGCAGGAAAACAAACAAAAAAAACCUCUAUCUGUAACUUUGAUCAUUUGUAUGUUUUUACUUGAACUGAACAGUUAAAACCUUUGUGACACUUUGGUCCACAGAACUCCUUUGAAGCAACAUUAAGUGUAAAAAUUUAAAAAAUAGUCACAUUCACUAAAUUUUUCCAUCUGUCAGUAGCAGUGAUUAUGUACGAUUAUAUUCGUACUGUAGCCAGGUUUUACCUUGGUAAAGAUCUACGUAUCCAUCCCACGUUGUCGGUGUCCAGUGUAGCAGGUAGUGUUUUUUAUGGAUGGUACAUGUGUCAUGGCUCAAUGGGUUCAAUGUGCCUUCAGGCAUAGGAACGACAUUCAGUACGACGGCUACUUCUGAAAACUGUAGUUGAAACUUUGGCUGACGGAUUGGUUGAGAAGAUUACAUUCCAUUUUACUGACAUCUUUUCACUCCUAGUGAAAUGUGUAGACUAUAAUUUCCUGCAAUUUUGCAUACCGCGCAACAAGGUAUGAACAGCCUAAGAUAAAGUGAACAACUUGGUAAAAAUGGCUCAAUACUAUAACUUUUGAUAUUUUAUCUCUUCAGCAGUGCAGAGAAUACUUUUGCCAUGUGCUUUUAUAUGGCUUUCUACUCUUUUUCUAUUCAGGUGUUUUGUAUUUUCUUUUGGUGUAUUUUAUUCCCUUUGACUCUUGAUUUGACUCCUGGAAUGUACGUAGUUCUCAGUAGUACGGUGUGAGGGUUAGAUGUGCUUUGAACGGGGCAGUUUUUGCUUAGGAUUUAGCUCGAACCAGGUGGUUUACAGUAACAUUUACCUUCGUUAAAAGUACAUCGUGAAAAGACAAACUAAAACCAUGCUUAAUAUAAACUGAAUAACAAAGUAACUUGGUAGAAAGCUGCAUUAAAGCCAUUUAGUAGUCACAAAGUAGUGCCAGUUUCUCCUAAUUACAGUGUCUUGGUUUAAAAAAUAAAAAAAACAAACGUAAAAAAAAAAACAAGCGAUGGGAUGAGGGAUUCAGAACUUGCAAGUUACACCCUUGAGUAUGUUACUUGGUUAUGUGCUUUCAUGUAAGUGGAAUAAAAACAUUCAAAUGGA